UCACUUGACCCUGCUUUGUUCUUGCCCUAAAAGCUUCGCGCUUCGGAUCUCCCUACGGACUGGUUUACCGGUUGUCUCUGUCAGAUCAGACCUCAGAACAGGAGCUCGAAGCGACAAUUCUUCGCCUUAUUCGCCAUUCGACAAAGAAGCCCAUAUUCUUUCACUCGCUCCUCUCACCCUUUUGCUCUGUGGAUGUUUGGAGGUGAAACCGUGAAAGAUGAGCUGUUCUGCAACAGCUAAAGUGGAGAUCUUUAUGAACAAGUGAAACAUUCUGGUAUUCUGAUUGACAUGCGAUGCUAAAGCCGUUUGCUAAACAUUUCAAGGAUGAAAAUUUCUUGUGUCACCCUUGAAUUUCAAUUGACACAAUUUCCAUGAAAGCUGCUGCCUUGUCACCCCUGCAUUCCAUUGAGCUGUUAUCUGUCACAAAUGAGACUAGCUAGGGUACUUUUGAGGAAGAAACCAUGGCCUCGAAGGGUCCUAGAUCUAAAUUGGACCAUGAAAGUAGAUCCAGACGUCAAAAGGCUGUUGAGGCCUCCAGGGAGCCGCCUCGAUCUAAAGCACACUGGGAUCACGUUUUAGAGGAGAUGGUUUGGCUUUCAAAGGAUUUUGAAUCAGAGAGGAAAUGGAAACUAUCCCUAGCAAAGAAAGUUGCCUUAAGAGCCAGCAAGAACAUCCUAGACCAAGCCUCAAAGGGUGAAAGGAAACUCAAGGAAGAAGAGCAACGUAUGAGAAAAAUUGCACUUAAUAUUUCUAAAGACGUGAAGAAAUUCUGGAUGAAAAUAGAAAAGCUGGUGCUUUAUAAGUAUCAAUUGGAGUCUGAGGAAAGAAAGAAGAAGGCUCUUGACAAGCAACUUGAUUUUCUUUUAGGUCAAACGGAAAGGUACUCCACAAUGCUCGCAGAAAAUCUUGUGGCUACGCCUUGUUCUCAUAAACCAAUCAAUGUAGACUCUGAGCAUCUCAAAUCACCCCAUGUAGAUGGGGAGGAUGAUAGAAAUUGCACUAUAAGUAGCCCAAUUGGUCGAGAAACAAAGUCAGACCUUAUGGAGGUUGAUGAUGAUUAUAUAGCUCAAUCUGAAGAUGAUUUGGUAGAUGAUGAACAUACCAUUGAGGAGGAUGAGGCUCAAAUUACGGAGGCAGAAAGGAGGGAAGAAUUGAUUGCAUUGCAGGCAGAAUUAGAUCUGCCACUUGAAGAACUUCUCAAAAAGUACGCUAGUAAUGAAGUCAGUAGGGAAGUCAGUCCAGAAGUGGGUGAACAUGUGGCUGCAGCCGCUGCAAAAAUCAAUGAACCUUAUAAAGAUUUAAAACUUCCUUGUGAAGUAUCCAGUUCAAUUGGUCAGAUCGAAGAGAACAACAAAUCCAUACAUAUUGACCAUCAUGUUGAAACUAUGGAAAACAUUUCCUGCACUUUUGGACAGUUGGCCGUUAACUCAGUCAUAGAACCUAAGCUUCACUCAAAUGAUUUAGAUGCUGCUGAACAGAAACCUUUGCUCCAUUCUAUUGAUGAUGAAGCGGAUGAUGAAGAUUUUCUUAUUCUUGGUGAUGAAGUGCAGGAUGAUGAAGGAACCUUGUCUGAAGAGGAAGAAUUGGCAAUAAGAGAGGGAAUUGACCCUUUGGAUGAGAUAAAGCAACUUCAACAAGAAAGUGAGCUGCCUUUAGAAGAGCUACUUGGAAGGUAUGGACAGGAGUUGGAGAAUGAUGAUGAUUUUGGCUCUGUGGAAUCUGAAUGUUCUUCCUCUGCUUCGGAUGGCCCAUUUGAGAAUGAGGCAUAUUGCGUUAUUCAAUCAGGUGUUCCAAGCCUUUCCAGAGUUGAUCAUGCCUCAGAACGGGCAAAUUCUCCUCAAACAGUCCAAGAUUCCAAUGCAGCAGACAUUGAAGAUGACAUGAAGCUUGAACAUGAUAAAAUCAUGGAUAAACGGGACAGUGAAAACAUGAUCGCCGAUGCAGCAGCUGCAGCGAGAUCUGCUCAACCCACAGGCAAUACAUUCUCGACCACCAAUGUGCGAACUAAGUUUCCUUUCCUCCUCAAACACCCUCUACGGGAAUAUCAACAUAUUGGCUUGGAUUGGUUGGUCACUUUGUAUGACAAGAGACUUAAUGGAAUUCUUGCAGAUGAAAUGGGUUUGGGAAAGACAAUCAUGACAAUUGCCCUUUUAGCACAUUUAGCAUGUGAGAAGGGAAUCUGGGGACCACAUCUUAUUGUAGUACCAACUAGUGUAAUGCUUAAUUGGGAAACUGAGUUUCUUAGGUGGUGUCCUGCUUUCAAAAUACUGACAUACUUUGGAAGUGCAAAAGAGCGGAAACAUAAGAGGCAAGGUUGGUUGAAACCAAAUUCCUUUCAUGUGUGCAUCACUACUUACAGACUUAUCAUCCAAGACUCAAAAGUAUUUAAACGAAAGAAGUGGAAAUACCUCAUCCUUGAUGAAGCUCAUCUAAUAAAGAACUGGAAAUCUCAAAGAUGGCAAACUCUAUUGAACUUCAACUCAAAACGGCGAAUUCUGUUAACUGGCACACCUCUACAAAAUGACCUUAUGGAACUUUGGUCCUUGAUGCAUUUCUUAAUGCCUCAUAUAUUUCAAUCUCAUCAAGAAUUUAAAGAUUGGUUCAGUAAUCCAAUCUCUGGGAUGGUGGAGGGUCAGGAAAAGGUUAACAGGGAAGUAGUAGAUCGAUUACACAAUGUUCUUCGUCCUUUCAUACUUCGGCGCUUGAAAAGAGAUGUGGAGAAGCAACUCCCCAAGAAGCAUGAGCAUGUCAUCUACUGUAGACUUUCAAGACGACAAAGGAACUUGUAUGAAGACUUUAUUGCAAGCUCGGAAACCCAAGCAACUCUUGCUAGUGCAAAUUUUUUUGGCAUGAUUAGCGUGAUAAUGCAACUUAGGAAGGUCUGCAAUCAUCCUGAUCUAUUUGAGGGCCGUCCAAUCAUAAGUUCAUAUGAUAUGGCUGGUAUUGACAUUCAAUUAAGUUCAGCUGUUUCUUCAAUAUUUUCUUCUGGGCCAUUUUCUGAGGUUAAUCUCGAAGGUUUAAAUCUCAUAUUUUCUCAUCAUGAAUUUGACAUGUUUUCUUGGGAGACUGAGGAAGUAUUGUCAAUUUGUUCAUCUAAAUUAAUUGAGGACAAUAUGCUAAAGUUUAUAGGGAUACCAUUUACUGAUCAGUAUGACCGCAAAAGAGUCCUAGGAACUAAUAUUUUUGAAGAAAUUCAGAAAGCGCUUUUUGAAGAAAGACUGAAGCAGUUAAAAGAAAAGGCAGCUUCUAUUGCAUGGUGGAAUAAUUUGCAAUGUCAGAAGAAACCUAUCUACGGAGCUAAUCUUAGGGAACUUGUUACUAUUAAGCACCCUGUUGCAGAUAUUCACAAGCAAAAGAAUAGUCCUUCCUGUUAUAUGAAAUUUUCAUCCUAUCUUGGAGAACUAGUCCUUUCAGCUCAUGAACGAUUCCAAAAGAUGAUAGGCACAGUUGAAAGCUUUAUGUUUGCAAUUCCAGCUGCACGUGCACCUCCUCCUGUUUGCUGGUCCAGUAAAGGUGGAUCUUGUGUGUUUCGGACACAAGCUUAUGUUGAUAGAUGUACAGAGUUUCUAUCACCUCUCCUCUCACCUUAUAGACCUGCCAUUGUGCGCAGACAAGUGUAUUUUCCUGAUAGACGGCUGAUACAGUUUGAUUGUGGAAAGCUGCAGGAACUUUCUGUCCUUUUAAGGCGUUUAAAGUCAGAAGGGCAUAGAGCUUUGAUAUUUACGCAGAUGACUAAGAUGCUUGAUAUAUUGGAGGCUUUCAUCAAUUUGUAUGGUUAUACAUAUAUGAGAUUGGAUGGUUCUACACCACCGGAACAGAGGCAAACUCUGAUGCAGCGUUUUAACACAAACCCAAAAUUUUUCCUAUUCAUUCUAUCGACCCGGAGCGGUGGAGUUGGGAUUAAUCUAGUGGGGGCGGAUACUGUUAUCUUUUAUGAUAGUGAUUGGAAUCCAGCAAUGGAUCAGCAAGCACAAGAUAGAUGCCACAGGAUAGGACAAACACGGGAAGUGCACAUAUAUCGACUUAUUAGUGAGAGUACAAUUGAAGAAAACAUUUUGAAGAAAGCAAAUCAGAAGCGUAGGCUUGAUGAUUUGGUCAUACAGAGUGGAAGUUACAACACAGAGUUCUUCAAAAAGCUUGACCCUAUGGAACUAUUUUCUGAUCAUAAAUCACUUAGUGUUGGGAACUUUUGUAAGGAGAAUAAUCCUGCUGAAUCCUCCAAUCAUGGAAUGGGGGCAGACAUUUCAAAUGCAGAUGUCGAGGCAGCUAUUAUGCAUGCAGAAGAUGAGGCAGAUUAUAUAGCUCUGAAAAGAGUAGAGCAGGAAGAAGCAGUAGAGAAUCAAGAAUUUUCUGAAGAUGCUAUAGGGAGAAUCGAUGAUGAUGAGAAUGAGGAAGAAACAAAGGCUGAUGAAAAAGGUCCUGAUGAAAAAGGUAAAUUUAGCUCUAGAAAUAUGGGGAGCAAGGAUAGCGGAGCUGACAAUCUGAAUGAAGAAAAUGCUCUCACUUUAAUUGGGGGAUCUGAAGAUAUUGACAUGUUGGCUGAUGUAAAACAGAUGGCAGCUGCUGCAGCAGCUGCUGGGCAAGCUAGUUCAACAUUUGAAAACCAGCUUCAGCCCAUUGAUAGAUAUGCUAUGCGCUUUUUAGACUUGUGGGAUCCAAUAAUUGAUAAAUCUUCCGUGGAAUAUCAUGAAAGUGUCGAAGAAGAGGAUUGGGAGUUGGAUAGAAUUGAAAAGUUCAAGGAAGAUAUGGAAGCUGAGAUUGAUGAUGAUCAGGAGCCUCUUUUUUAUGAAAAUUGGGAUGCUGAUUUCGCCACUACAGCAUAUCGGCAGCAUGUUGAAGCUUUAACUCUGCAGCAGUUGUUGGAAGAAAAGGAGUCUGAAGCUAAGGACGCUGAAGCCGAAGAUGGAAGUUUUGAGGCUAUUGGGAAUGGGGUAUCCACUGAACGGAAGGCUAAGACAAAGAGGAAGUUGAAGAAAACAAAGUUCAAGACUCUCAAGAAAGGUCGUCUAGCUUCUGAAACAGAAAUUAUGCUAGAUCAGCCAUUUGUAGAUCCAUUAUCUGAUUAUGAGAGAAAUCUUUCCUCAAAUGCAAUUUCUAUUGCUUCUCUACCACAAUCAUCCGCACACAGAAAACGUAAAAAGGCUACAGCUGUUCCUAAUGAUGAAAAGUCCUCACAGAAGGGCUCCAAGAAAUUGAAGUCUUCAGAAAGUAAGUUUGGGAGGGAUUCCAACUCUUUGGUCAAGCGAUUUCUGGAAUCUGCAGAUGGAGUUAAUGAUAAUGAUCUUAAGCAUGUUAAUAGACCCAAGAUGGGUGGCAAGGUCUCUAUCACAGUUAUGCCUCUUAAACGUGUUAUGGUGGUCAAACCAGAGAAGUUGAAAAGGAAGGGACAUGUUUGGUCUAAAGAUUACUUUCCACCAACAGAUUGCUGGUUGGCUCAAGAGGAUGCCAUACUAUGUGCACUUGUACAUGAAUAUGGUACAAAUUGGACUCUUGUGAGCGAUGUACUUUACAGUAUGCCCGGUGGUGGAUACUAUAGAGGAUUUUUCCGCCAUCCUGUCCAUUGUUGUGAAAGGUUCAGGGAAUUAUUCGUUAAAUAUGUCCAGUCUACAGUAGAUAGUUCAAAUGCUGAAAAAUUAUCUGCAAGUGGAUCUGGGAAAUCCCUUCUUAAGGUGACAGAGGAGCAUGUUCGUUCCCUGCUUAAUGUUACUAGUGAACUUCCAGACAAUGAAUUACUUCUUCAGAAACAUUUUGUUGCCAUUCUUUCUUCAGUGUGGAGGGAAAAAUGCCGCCUUAUGCGAAGUCACACUACGAUAUAUUCUCAAAGUGGUUAUCACUUAAAAUUCUCCGGUAAUUCUCAAAUUAAGAAGCCUGGUGCGGAUCUGGCAAACUUGAGAUAUUCUAAGAAGUUGGUAAUGGCUGCCCUCAAUGAUAUCAAUGCUAGACAUCAUGAACAAGUACAAGAAUUACCCACGCAGGAGGCUUCUGCUGUUGUUGACCAGUUAGAGUUAACAUUGGACUUAUCAUCUGCAAAGGAAGCAUAUUCUGAAGUUAUGUUUCCAUCAUCAGUCAAUGUUGCAAUACAUGUGUUUGAACAGAAACAAUUUGCUGAACGUAAUAGAAGUAACUUUGCUGAACCUUAUUCAAAAAUUGUUGAGAACAGAUUCAGGAAGGCUUCACAAACUUGCUUGGAGGGUGAAUGCCCAGGAUGGGCAACAGUUACUUUUCCUUUUUGUAAUGCUUACAGAUCUCGAUCAGGCUCAAAGUCUCAGUAUCUGGGCAAACAGAAGUCCAUUGCUGACCAAGGGAGACCACCAAAAUCCAAGAUUCCGAGGACUAUGGAUUCACAAGAAGAAUCUGGUUUGGUUGCAAAAUCUUUCAUGCCAUCAACCAGACCAGUCAUGGAGUUCGACUACUUGGAUCAAAGUGUUUUACAGGGAGAUGAAGACAUUUCUGACUUGCCUUCAUUGGAAGAUUUACCCCUUAUAGAUUCUGUACCACAUGAAUAUGAUCCAGAAUUACUACAUGAUUUGGAAGAUAUUGAUUUACAACUAGAUAUUACUGACAUUGGAUGAGGCUUAAUACAUUAUAUGUGGGUGCUGUUUUGCAUGCGAGAGCUUGUGGUCAUCAAUUGAUACCAUCAAGUUUCAAAUUCUUCUUUGGGUUCAGCAUUUCUAAGGAAUGGAUAGGCUGCAACUUGGCAUGAUAUGGCAUUUGGGCUGUGUAGGAGGGUGGCAGUCGAAAUGAACGGACUCAAAUGCUACAGCUUAUUUAUACGCACAGGAAGGCGGAGCAAAAAACUUGGUAGCAGUAGGAUUGAUCAUAUAUCUCUCGAGGAUCAAUUCAACGAAUAUACUUUCCCUGCACACUUGGGGAAAGAGCUUGUAAGUUCUAUCUAUAGUUUACCUUAUCUGGUGAUAUUUUUUCUUAGCUGGGCAGGUAGCCAUUAGAAAGUUUUAGCUGCUAAUGUAACCCAGAAUGGAGGUGAAAAAAAAAGGAAUGAAUCAUUUAUGUUGUAUCGGUGAGAAACGAACCCCUUCUCCUUUGGUCAUUGUUGAAUCGAGCGUUUCUCUCCUGUUACUGAAUCUACAUGUUUAUUUCAAGCCUGAGCACUGUUAAAGAGGUAUAGAUUUGUCUUUUAACAUCCUUCAUUACAUGCUUUGCCUGUUUUUGGAGGUUUGUUGUUUUUUAUUUUUGAUCUUUAGUAGACGUUUCCAGUGAAUCAAGUGCUCAUUUGAAUGUGACAUGUUGAUAAUUUGCUUAUGAGUGAUAUAGCUUUAUGCAAA
Molecule: messenger RNA, 7283 nt
Organism: Dendrobium catenatum
Lineage: Eukaryota; Viridiplantae; Streptophyta; Magnoliopsida; Asparagales; Orchidaceae
Product: protein PHOTOPERIOD-INDEPENDENT EARLY FLOWERING 1
Exons: 24
Coding region: 462-6572 (2036 amino acids)
Cellular component (GO): Swr1 complex
Molecular function (GO): ATP-dependent chromatin remodeler activity; ATP hydrolysis activity; histone binding
Source: RefSeq, a predicted model, not a curated record